AGUCCUUUAGGUAAAUGAUGGUUGCAGGCUAAUGGCAGGAGGGGCUAUGUCUAAAACCGGAAAGUGGCAGCGUUUAGCAGUUGGAGGACAGUGAAUGUGCAUCUAACUAGCGAGGGAAAUGAUGUAGAAACUAUCAUUUCUCAACUGUGUUAGGGCUCAUCAGUGACGUCAUGUCUUAAACAAUACAAAACGGCUCGACAACAUAAAAAGCUCGAUACACGCUUCAUCACGGAAACACACACUCCGAAGCCUCGGCACAGCCACGUAGCUAGCAUCCCUGGAAGUAACCAGUUUCCAAUACUCUAUAGUCGUUCAACUGUAUGUUUUGGACUGGAAUCGGCGAGGCGAAUCUUCCGGUUUUGUGGAACUGCUUUUUCUAUCGUUGGGUGUCUCCAAACCUCCCGUGCGGUCGCUCGCCGAGGACUUGUGAGACCAAGAUUGUCCUGAGCCGUCUCUCUGCAGCCAUGACAUCCAAGACAGCCCUGCUGAAGGUGAUCCUUCUGGGUGACGGCGGUGUCGGCAAAUCAUCCCUCAUGAACCGCUACGUCACCAACAAGUUUGACUCUCACCUAUUCCACACUAUAGGCGUGGAGUUCCUCAACAAAGAGCUGGAUGUGGACGGCCACCACGCCACUCUGCAGAUCUGGGACACGGCGGGUCAGGAGCGUUUCCGCAGCCUCCGCACGCCUUUCUACCGCGGCUCCGACUGCUGCCUGCUCACCUUCAGCGUGGACGACGGGCAGAGCUUCCGAAACCUGGCCAACUGGAAGAAGGAGUUCACUUAUUACGCUGACGUAAAGGACCCUGACAACUUCCCGUUUGUGGUGCUGGGCAAUAAACUGGAUGUGCCCGAGCGGCAGGUGUCUGGUGAGGAUGCGCGGAAGUGGUGCCGCGAGAACGGCGGCCACCCGUACUUUGAGACAAGCGCUAAGGAUGCUACAAACGUAGCAUCGGCCUUUGAGGAGGCGGUACGUCGCAUCCUGGCGUUGGACGACAGAGCUGAUCACCUGAUUCACACCAACACAGUGGACCUGCAGAGGAAGAGUCACCCUGACCCCAGCUGUUGCUGAGCGGAGGGUGCUGAAUGUGACUCCCAGCAGGACGCCGUGUGACUCUGCACAAAGAGGAACUGGUGGUUUGCUCAGUAGCUGUUGUAUUACAUACCCUCAGAUAAACCCGGGACCAGGAUCUGCAUUUGUAAGCAAAUACUGAGACUCUUUUGGACCAAAAACUGAACAUUUUGUGCCAAUAUUCAGCAUUUCCACCUACACAAGAGACAAAAACUCUCCACCCAACUCUGACAAUAACAUAUCAUUUCUGAUACAUGUUUUAUAGAUUUAUUUGUGGUCAGUGAUGAACCUCAAUUGUGUCAGAGGUGGACAUAACUGGCUCAUACCUGAAUUUUAAGGGGCCUUUAUGGAGUGAUUGUAACUUGAGCUGGGUUUCUGUGAUAAAAGCUGAACUACAUCACCUCUAAAGUACAAGCAGUUCUCUAAACUUAAAAAAAAAAAAAAUGUUUUCACGUGACUGUUGGAGCUGUGGCUACAAGUUUUAGCCCACAAAAAGAGAAGUCCAGAGAUUAGCGUCUGCCUCUAGAAGCAGAUACAACCACAUUUACAGCUAAAAUAUAAUGCAACAUAAUCCUGAUUGUUCUGAAACGGCUCAGUAACCUAUACUCCCAAAAUGAUUUUCAGGUCUUUUGAUAAACAAGCUACCACUAGAAAACAUAACACAUGACUAAAACAUGUCAUAUCUGCAGUUAUAAACCAACAUUCAAAUUUUCCAUCUCCAACUCAAACUCUUGAUCUACAGCAUGGAAAGUAAUUAAUGUGGUUAAUCAAAUUACAGACAGAAACUGCUGUCUUUAACAGAUUGUUAUAGAGGAAAUCACAUGUUGAGAUUAAAUAGUUGAUUUAAUCAUCUUUUCCAGAUCAGAUGUUUGCUGUUCUGUUGGGAUGAUAUUACCAGUGAUGCUAUGAUGGAGUGUAGUGUUCCCCUGAGGAAGAGCUAAUGGUAGUUGUUGCUGGAGUUAUAAUAAUCUGUAUUUAAGUAUGUAUUGAUGACACUAUCUCUCCUCUCACUAUGAAAAGUCGAGCACACUGUUGAAACUUAAAAUGUUAGAUAAGAUUAAAAUGACUCUCUGUAACACUGCGGCCUAUGUAAUCUUUAUCAGCAAUGCCUUCUUCAGGGCCAAUGACUCCCAUCAUUAUUAUUUUUUUACACUGGAAAUAAAACAACAGCCAGCAAUUAAACUGGAGAAAAAUC
This is a messenger RNA of Etheostoma spectabile (orangethroat darter), 2265 nucleotides long. Its product is annotated as ras-related protein Rab-9A. Bases 321 to 1070 code for a protein of 249 amino acids. Gene Ontology annotation, biological process: Rab protein signal transduction; retrograde transport, endosome to Golgi. Gene Ontology annotation, cellular component: lysosome; phagocytic vesicle; late endosome. NCBI's taxonomy places the organism in Eukaryota, Metazoa, Chordata, Actinopteri, Perciformes, Percidae. The transcript has 2 exons. The record is from RefSeq and is a predicted model, not a curated record. Gene Ontology annotation, molecular function: GTPase activity; GTP binding.